This is a messenger RNA of Juglans regia (Persian walnut), 1598 nucleotides long. RefSeq names its product probable pectinesterase 53. Bases 77 to 1087 code for a protein of 336 amino acids. NCBI's taxonomy places the organism in Eukaryota, Viridiplantae, Streptophyta, Magnoliopsida, Fagales, Juglandaceae. Gene Ontology annotation, molecular function: pectinesterase activity. The record is from RefSeq and is a predicted model, not a curated record. Gene Ontology annotation, biological process: cell wall modification. The transcript has 5 exons.
UAUCUAUGGCACUUCGAAUUGCAAAUAACAUUCCCUCUAUACUAUUCUCUACUUCUCGGUUCCAUUCUCUUUCAGGAUGUCAAAACUAAGGCACGCUUUCUAUCUUCUUCUUCUUCUUCUUUUGUUUAACGUAAGCCCAAGUCGAUGCCACACCAAAGGAUUUCGACCGAGGAAUUCAAUGGGGAAGCAAUUAGCAAGGAAUAUGACCCGAACCCAAUUCUCAGAACAGCAAUUUAUGAAGUGGGUCAAGUUUGUAGGUAAACUCAAACACACUGUUUUCAGAACCGCAAAGAAUAAGCUGUUCCCUUCUUACACUCUUACUGUGGCUAAACAUCCGGGGGCCGGAGAUUUCACAUCAAUUCAGGAUGCGAUUGAUUCUUUACCAUUUAUCAACCUUGUGAGAGUGGUCAUCAAGGUCCAUGCAGGUGUUUACACGGAGAAAGUUAACAUACCGCAAUUAAAAUCCUACAUAACCAUUGAAGGAGCAGGCGCAGAUAAAACAAUUGUGCAAUGGGGAGACACAGCCCAAACACCAGGACCAAGAGGGCAGCCCAUGGGGACCUACGCUUCUGCAACUUUUGCUGUGAAUUCCCCUUAUUUCUUUGCCAAGAACAUCACAUUCAAGAACACAACCCCAGUUCCAGCACCAGGGGCAAUAGGAAAGCAAGCUGUGGCACUUAGAAUAUCAGCAGACACAGCAUCAUUCGUGGGGUGUAGAUUCUUGGGAGCGCAGGACACGCUCUAUGACCAUGUGGGUAGGCACUAUUACAAGGAUUGUUACAUUGAAGGUUCUGUGGACUUCAUCUUUGGCAAUGGUCUAUCUCUUUUCGAGGGAUGUCACGUGCAUGCAAUAGCACAGAACAUGGGGGCCCUAACAGCUCAAGGGAGGAGCAGCCUUUUAGACGACACGGGUUUCUCAUUCGUGAACUGUAAGGUCACGGGCUCAGGAGCACUCUUCCUUGGGAGGGCAUGGGGUCCUUUCUCUCGGGUCGUCUUCGCUUACACAUACAUGGACAACAUUAUCAUUCCCAAAGGCUGGUAUAACUGGGGUGACCCUAAUCGUGAAAUGCAUACGCAUGUUAUCUAGACAGUUAAGCAAACCUACUCCCAGUGGUUGGCUCAUGACGUUGGAAGUUUCAUUUUGGCGGCCAGAACAGAGAAAGCAAGCAAGCAUGCGCAUGCAUGAAGGUAAUUGGUUUUUGCUGAUUUUUUAUGUUUUGUGGGUUUUCUGGUGCGAAUGCAGGACUGUGUUUUAUGGGCAGUACAAGUGCACAGGACCAGGAGCUAGCUUUGCAGGGAGAGUGUCAUGGUCCAGGGAACUUACUGAUGAGGAAGCCAAGCCUUUUAUUUCACUUAGCUUCAUUGAUGGGUCUGAAUGGAUUAAGUUGUAAUAAAUCCACAAUUUUUUUUUUUAUUUUCUUUUUUACAGUUAUUGAUCAUCUUUGUAAAAGUCUUGAUAUUGGACGGUGUGAAAUUUUUCUCUUCUUGAUGAUAUUAUUAUCAUUGUAGAAGAAUAUCAAGUAGUGGGAACCUCACCCAACAUAAAUAAUGUUUUCGGAUAUAUUAAUUAGAAAGGUCACAAAUCAUAUGAUAAAUUA